GCCAUGGGUAAAAUGAACUACUCACGUACGUUCCGAAAACAUAACCUCUCAAUUCAAAAUAUGCACCAGGUUUGAAUUAAAACGAAUCAAAUUUCGAUCAAAUAAUGAGCGAUUCUGCUGUGGUAAUCAAGGCAAAACCGGAGAGAAAAGUGUUCAAAGCCAAGAAAGUCACGAAAAUCCCGGAAUCGAUAUCGAACAACGCGAAAUUGCAAUCAGCUAUUUCCCUGUUACCGAAGAACUACAAUUUCGAAAUUCCCAAGACCAUAUGGCGCAUACAGGAAUUAAAAGCGAACACGGUGGCUCUGCAAAUGCCGGAGGGUCUGUUGCUCUACUCCACGACUAUUGCAGACAUAAUCAAAGAGUUUUCCGGAGCGGAUUCCAUAAUAAUGGGGGACGUAACGUAUGGAGCCUGUUGCAUAGACGACAUAACAGCCAAGGCAUUGGGAGUUGAACUACUUGUACAUUACGGUCACAGCUGUUUAGUGCCCGCCAAUCAAACUUCCGGAAUCAAAGUCUUGUACAUAUUCGUAGACAUUAAAAUAGACCCGUUGCAUUUCAUCGAAACAGUUAAAUUGAACUUCAAAUCGUCCACCAAAAUAGCAUUAGUUAGUACAAUCCAGUUUAUCACGACUAUACAAGCGGUGAGCAAGCAAUUGAAAGAUGAUGGUUACGAUCUUUACAUACCCCAAUUCAAACCUCUAUCGCCCGGGGAAAUCCUAGGAUGUACGGCUCCGGUUUUGAAAUGCGCCGAAGUUCUAAUUUACAUAGGCGAUGGACGGUUUCACUUGGAAGCAGCUAUGAUAGCAAAUCCGAGAAUCGAGGCAUACAAAUACGAUCCAUACUCUAAAGAAUUCACGAGAGAGCACUACAACCAUGAAGAAAUGCUGAAGAUUAGACUGGAGAGCAUUCAGGAAGCUAGAAAGGCCGGAACGUUCGGUGUAAUAAUGGGUACUUUAGGGAGACAAGGUAAUCCAAAUGUAGUGGAUCGUUUGAGGAAACGGCUGGAAGAAACCGGAAAACAAACAAUCGUCAUACUGCUCUCCGAGAUAUUUCCAAACAAGCUGGAAUUGUUCAAUAAAAUCGACGCUUUCGUACAAAUCGCUUGCCCUAGGUUAUCUAUUGAUUGGGGAAGGGCCUUCAAGAGGCCCGUGAUAACGCCUUAUGAGGUUUCCGUGGUGGUCGGUGACGCGAAAUGGCGAGAGGGGAACGAGAGUUACCCGAUGGAUUUCUACGCCAACGCCAGUUUGGGGCCUUGGACUCCGAAUCACAAACCUGACACUGAUUUGGUUAACAAAUGUUGUGGGAAAUGUGUAUAGUUUAAGAUAUUAUGCCUCUAACGUUAAUUCUACAUUUUAAUUAUUGUACCAACUUAUGUAUAGUCUAGUGAUUGCCAUUGGUUUGUAGGUUCUUGAAAUUGAAUAAAUUUGCAUUAA
Messenger RNA from Phyllotreta striolata, 1433 nucleotides. The record is from the annotation of a GenBank genome assembly. NCBI's taxonomy places the organism in Eukaryota, Metazoa, Arthropoda, Insecta, Coleoptera, Chrysomelidae.